AAACAGUAUCUACGUUGAAGUGAAAGAACAACGGGGUGGAUUAGAACUACAAAAAAUAAACUCUUAAAAGAUAAAAAAAGCUAGAAUGCACAGAUUUAAACCUUCCAAGUACAAGAAUGCUACACCCAAAGUUCCAAAGAGGGGGGAGGGUUGGGUUCUUGAUCUGACUGUUGGUUCACCACAAUCUUUUGGCAACCACAUCAAAUCCAGUGCUGCAUUUAUGGCAUUUAAUAUUGAUUCAGGAGGAGGAAGUGGCUUGGGGGUGUUACCUUUAAAUGAUCAUGGUCGAAUGAGAGGAAGUCUUCCAACUUUACAUGCUCAUGCAGGGCUUGUAACAGAUUUUGAUUUCUCACCAUUUGAUGAUGCUAUUCUUGCCACAGCAUCUGAAGACUGCCAUGUAAAGGUUUGGAGAAUCCCCUGUGAUGGGCUAUCUACCUCAGUACCUUGUAAUCCUGAAAUAAUGUUGGACCCAUUUGACCAUCGUGUUGAAGUUGUUCUCUUUCAUCCUACAGUUGACUGCCUUCUGACAAUGUCAGUUGAUAAAACAGUCAGAAUUUGGGAUAUCAGCAAGAAUACAGAAAUCUAUGCCAACACAGAUCAUGACAACUUGGUUCAGAGUCUACACUGGAAGGGAGAUGGAAGUUUGUUGGUAAGCUCGGCAAGAGACAAGAAACUUCGAAUUUUGGAUCCUAGAACUAAAGUAGUCACCCAAGAAACCAAAAGUCACUCCAACAACAGGGAUUCAAGGGUUUUGUGGCUUGGAAAUAGUGACCAAGUACUAUCUACAGGUUUUGGUAGUGCUCGAGAACGAGAAGUAAUGCUGCGAGAUGUAAGAAAUUUUAGUAACCCGGUUGCAUCAUACUCUGGGGAAUCUUCACUAGGUGUCCUCAUCCCACUUUUUGACCCAGAUACAAACAUGCUUUUCUUGACUGCUAAGGCCGACACAUGUUUGAUGUUCUGGGAGAUCAACAACAAGGAACCAUACUUCAAUGAAGGUAUCAGAUAUGUUGGUGAUGUCCAAACCAAAGGAGCAGCACUUGUGCCCAAAAGAGCUUUAGAAGUUAUGCAGGCAGAAGUCAAUCGAGUCUUGCUUCUUGGUCCUGACUGUGUUGUUCCUGUUAGCUUUCAAGUUCCUCGAAAAUCUUACAGAGAUUAUCAUGAAGAGUUGUUUCCAGAUACUGCAGGAACUGAGCCAAGCCUAACCCUUGAUGAAUGGAUGAUGGGAAGUAAUGACAUGGUCUCAAAGAUAAGCUUAAAUCCAAGAAAAUGGCCAAAUAAUGGUUUACUGAAGUUUAAUCAUGUACUGGGGUCAGGACCCACUAAAACUAUUCUGUCUAAGAUGGAUGAAGAUUUAGAAUCACAGGAUCCAGAAUUUAUUGAGAAAAAAGAAAAAUCUUCAAAAACAUCACUUCAGAAGCCAUCUGUUCUUAAGAAGCCUCUUCUAGCACCUAAGCCUGCUCUUUUGCCUUCUUCUUUGAAUGGGGCUCAAAAUUUAGUGACAAAUAUCAGUAGUAAUAUUCAUUUCAAUGCUGAAAAGGCACAAAUGAACAACAAUAACAAUCAGAUAUCACGAGAGCCCCACCAGAACCAAAUGACAACAGGACAACCUCAAAAUGAGAUAUCAACAGAACCUAACCAGCAUGAGAGGCCAAGGCCAGGUAGAAAAUUUGCUGUAAGAGUCUCAAAAUUUCGGCACUUGAAUGGAACUAUUCAUCCCAAAGAAACUCACAUUACCAACCUUACUAACAUGAGCAAGAGCAUACCAGGUGAAAGCAAUGGAUUUGAUGCUAAUAUUGAACGUGUUGCCGUUCCAUUAGGAGGCUGUGGAGGAAACAUUGCUGUGUUUGAAUUAGCUAACAGAGGACGACUUCAAGCUGGGCUCAUUCCCAGUUUGAUGUGUGGAAGUGGACUCAUGGACUUUUCUUGGGAUCCAUUCGAUCACCAUAGACUUGUAACAGGCUGUGAAGAUGGCCAUGUUCAAAUAUGGACUAUUCCUGAUGGUGGAGUCCAAGAGAGUAUGUCGGAGCCAGCUGAACAUUUCCAAGCCCAUUCCGAGAAAAUUUACUCGGUUCACUUUAACCCUUGUGCCAAAGAUGUGUUGGUCACGGCUAGUCAAGAUCUGUCUGUCAAAAUAUGGGACUUGGUCACAAAAGAGGAGAAAAUCAAGUUAGAAGGACACCAGGAUCAGAUUUUCAGUUUAGCAUGGAGCCCAGAUGGUUGUUUAUUAGCUACGGUGGCCAAGGACAAAAAGAUCAGAAUAUAUGACCCUAGAAACUCUUCAUUACCCAUUCGGGAAGGACCAGGUCCAGAAGGAAGUCGAGGUGCCAGAGUAGUCUGGACAUUAGGUGGAUCACACCUGGUCAUGUCUGGAUUUAGCAAGAUUUCUGAAAGACAGAUCAGUGUUUAUGACAGUACUGACCUUUCGUCACCACUAACUACAGAAGGAAUAGAUGUCAGUCCAGCAAUACUCAUUCCAUUUUAUGAUGAAAAUAGUUCAUCUCUUUUUUUAAGUGGAAGAGGUGAUUCCACUGUGUUUGUAUUCGAGGUGUCUGCAAGCUCACCUUACCUCUAUCCAUUAUCACACUAUAAGUGUCCGGGACCUCAUCAAGCCAUUGUAUAUUUUCCAAAGUGUGUAUGUAACAUCGCAGAUGUAGAGUUUGCCAGGGCUUUAAGACUGACAAAGACCAGCAUUGAACCAUUGUCUUUCACUGUACCACGCCUCAGAUCAGAGUAUUUUCAAGAUGACCUCUUCCCAGAUGUUCGUGUAACAUGGGAACCAACUGUGUCUAGUCAUAUGUGGUUUGAUAAGAAGAAUGGAGAACAGAAGUGGAUCAGUCUUAAACCAGAAGGCAUGACACCAUUGUCUGAAGCUGUAGAGUCCAAACCUCCCAAAUUGACACAUACUGAAGAAGAACCAAUGUUAGUGUUUGAAGGAGAGUUAAUACUAGAAGGUUCACUGGCAUUUAUGCAAGGAGGAAAGGAAAAGGAAGAAAGGAUAGUAAGUGCUAUGAAAGAAAAGAUGAAUUUUGAAGAUAAUGCCCUACCCCAAGACAACUUUGAGGGUGUGGAUCCUGAGGAAUGGGAGGAAGAUAAGUGAAACUAAAGAUUUCUCCAUGAAGUUAAAGCUGAUUUUCUUCACAUUUCCAUAUUCUGUAAAUUUCAUAGGUAGUAGAUUUUGAAUAAGAUAUAGGGAUGAAAAUUCAAAUGGCUGAUAUUGGUGUUAAUUUUUUGUAUUAAAAAACAUAUAUAUAUACGUGUCUGGUUUAUAUGUAAGUUGGUAUUUCCAACAAUUGUAAAAUCAUGUAGGGAAAACAUUUCAGAACUUUCAAUGUAUAUUGAAUUAUUUUCACUGUGGGCGGUAUAUCUGUGAUAAAACAGUGAAGUGGUAAAACUUGACUCAGAUUUAAAAUGAUGGUUCAUACAUUUUAGAUCCAUGAUUAUUUCUGUAGCAGUUCAUCUCUGAAUAUUAGCAUAAAUUGUUUGUAACUUAAAUUAUUGGGGUGCUAUAAUUUUCUUUUAUUUGAGACAAACACAAAAGGUGUCAUUUUUCUUUUUGACUUUUUUUCUCUCCGAGAGAUUGAAAUAAAAUAUUAUCGUACUAAUAGAGUUUAUAAGUCAUGUAUGGAAUAAAUUAAAAUGUAAUUUUUAUAUUGUAGUAUCAGUUGGAGAAAUUGAUUUAUUUUGUUUCAAAUAAUAGUAGCAUAAAUGUCACAUAUCAAAGUUUCAAAUUGUUAAUAUUGUUCAAACUGGAUCAUCAAAUAACUUUCCAAGUAAUAGAUGUCUUUCAGAAUGGCAAUUACAUUGUCAAAAGCUACAAAGUAUUAAAACAAAUUACACUUCAAAAAUGUUGCUUUCAAGUGCCACUUUCCAAACUGUAUAAAUAUAAUACAUUAUAAAGUAUUUCACUUUCCUUGUAGUGUUUUAACUGCAUUAAGUGCCCUGGUAAAGAACUUUCAUUUAAAGUUUAUCUUAUCUUCCUAUUCAUUAAUGUAACUAUAUGUGUUAAAAGAGUUAAAUAUAAUAAAAGAGUAAUAUAAUAAUGCAUUGUCAUUAUCAGUUGUUUGUUUUUUAUAAUUGCAUAAGUUUGUUAAAUAUUUUCUUAUACUCUUUAUUUUGUGAUUGUGUUUAAAACCAAAUAGAUUGAAUAAAUUAUGAGAUGAAUUAUUUGCUUCUGCUUUCAGUGAUACUAUGAAACUAUUUUGACCAUCAAAGUUACAACAUGAUAAAGGUUCAUCUAGAAAAUAAUCAAUUUGCACAAAUGAAACAUGAUACUAAUUGUUUGUUAGUUUGAGACAAAAUAUUUAACAUGUGGUUAUAGCAAAUAUCAAAUUAUGUGAGAGAAACUGGGAGACUUUUCAGAUAUUUGUAUUGAAUCAUGUGAGAGAAACUGGGAGAGUUUUCAGAUAUUUGUAUUGAAUCAUGUGAGAGAAACUGGGAGAGUUUUCAGAUAUUUGUAUUGAAUCAUGUGAGAGAAACUAGGAAAAGUCUUAGAUCUUUGUUGCUCAGGUAUAUGCAUUAUCAGUCAUAAAAGAAAAAAAAAGGGCUACUUGUAUUUUAAAAAAUCAUUUGACAUGCAACCAUGUUCAAUUUGGGUGAUGAAUUUCAGGUAAUUAAUAACUAGCUAUAUUUGAUUAAUAACUCAUAAUUUGUUUGCCAGGAUUUUGAAAUAUAAUUAUUAUAAUAAUUAGUAGUAUUUUCAAUAAUGUUUUUAUGCAGUGUAUUACUAAAUUACACAUCAUUAUAUACAGACUUAAUGUUUAAGUGAAAAAGAGCAUCAGAAACUUAUACUAUAUUUACUUAUUCUAUGGAAAGCAAACUAUAUUUUUCAAUUUUCCCUUAAUUCUCUGAUAUAUAUAUAUCUAUAUAUAUAUUGUAGCUAUGCAACUUCAGGCAUCUGACAUCCUAAAACAAUUGUAUGUUUACACAUGAUUAAAGUUCCAAAAUUUGGUAACCAUGACAUUCUCUGGUUUAAAUGGGAAAAAGAAAUUAUGCUUCAAAAUUCAUCUGUCAUUCUCUUCUCUUACCUCUGUUUUUCUAUGUACUUGUACACAAUCACAUUCUCUGUGUGUUCACCUUUACAUAUGUGGUACACUAGAUUGGACAACUAGUAAAGCCAUUUGUUAUUCUAUUUUGCAUUAUUGAAAAUGGUGCAUAAAAGUAAACUGAGGCCUCUUGUGUGUAAAGCAAAAUAGUAUUGGUUUAUAAAUACACAUUUUGUUUUGUAUAAAUACAUUCUUUCUACAGAUAUUAUGUUCCAUUGUAAUUACAGUGUGCAAUGUAUGUAAUUACCUUAACAUAUAUUUAUAUUAAUUGCUACUAAAUAAUAUUUUUUUUUAUGUAAAUAUCAAAUAUAUCAAGGGAACAUAAUUAUUCUUGUAGUGUGCAUGCAUAUUUAUUUUACACUUUAUUUGGUCUACAGUUGAAGUGUAAAAACCUAUACAAUUUACACAAGGUAUGCUACAGGUAGAAACUGAAAGUAAAACAUUGUGCUUUUUUAUAACUAUUCAUUAAUUAAAAAACUGAAAUUCCAAAAAUGAUUUGCAUUUAAAGUGUUUUUACACACCAGUUUAAUUCUUACACAAAAUUCCAUUACACAUCUUAAAACUAAUAAAUUAGUACUAGUGAAAUAUUUCAUAGGCUAUUACUGUCUUUAUUAACUUUAAUGUGUUAAAAUAUUUAAAGUUUCUUUUUAGAACAAACUUAUUUCUGAAAUUUUUUUUCAUGUUAAGCAAUAGUUGCUUUUUUUUUCUAUUUUAGGAAUGUCUGUAAAUUUUUCUCUUAGAUUUAAGUAUGGAUAUAAAACAAAAUUCACAGUUUUUGCCUGAGGAGAUUUUUUAAAUUUAAAAGUAUACGUGAUUUUUUUCUUACCCUCUGAAAUUUCUAUAAGGAGUCUUGUAGCUUAGUUAAGGAUAAGUUUUUAUUGAUAGAACUGAUGGCUUAUACUUGACUUUUGCAUAUUUGUUAUGAAAUUCAUAUUUAUAUUUUGAUGAGCAAUAGAAUUUAACCAUCUUAUUACCAACAUUAGUAUAUUGUGUAACCACAUGUAAUGUUUCAUAGUAAAAAAAAGGUACCAGGAAACAGUUUUAUAAUCACUUAUAAGAAAUCGUGAUUCAUUUACCUUCUAUAAAACCCCUGUAGAUAAUUUAAUAUGAGAACAAAUUUUACCCAUGUUCAUUAUAGGGAGUUGUUUGAUAUCUUGGUUUUAGAAAGGUUAAUUUGAUGCAUUUGGCUGUGAUUUGUUUCUCUCGAUUACAAUUAGAUAAUUCAGAAUUAAUAGUAGAAAAUCAUUUUACUGAUUAAAAAAUUAUUUCAUAAUUUGAAAGUUUAAAAGGCUAUUCCAAAGUGUUUGUUUGCUGUCUUUUGAGUGUGUGUCACAUUUCACCAUUUUAAAUGUAUUUUUUUCUAGGUAGUAUCUUCUAAAGAGUUGAAAGGAUUUUCAGAACAAAAUAGAAUGCUAGUUGUGUGUAACAACCUAAAACUAAAUAUGUACUGAACUACUUGUAUUGGUGAAUAGUUGAUGCAUAUCAUCACUAUCACAAAUAAAAAUUGAUAUUUAGCAAAUUUACUCUAAAAAUAAAAAUAGCAUUUCAGUUGCGCACCAAAUAAAAUUUACUAACGAUGUAAAAGUUAAAACUAGUUACAUUAAUAAUAUGUAGGAAAUAAAAGUAUACAAAGCAUAGUGAGGUAUUGAAAGUUUUUAAGCCAAACUAAUGUUACAAAGUAUUCAAAUGUAAGGCUGUGCUUAUCCUGUAUGGUUUACUAUUAAUGAAUUUGUCAAGCCAUUUUUCUCAUUGGAAUGGACAAGUGUUGCUGAAUUAACAAGCUAGAUUAUCACAUCUGAUAGAACUGCCUAUUAUAGUGAGAGGUGUUGAACGUGUAGAUUCAAAUCACUUGGCAGAAUUUUUUAUCUCUACAGUGAAACAUCUGAAUUGGUAGAAGUAUUUUAAGGUGUAAUUUUUCUGGUGUGAUUAAACUGUUUUAAGUAUUCAUAACUUAAGUAUAAAAAAAAAUGAUGCCAUAUACAUUACGCAUUAUAUCAACAUUAUGUUUUGGAGUUUGAGAACACUUCAUUAUAAAGAUUUUACAACAUUCUAAUUAUUACAAGAAAAUAAUUGUUUUUGAUAAACCUGUUUUAGCCAAUAAAGCCAAAGUUUUUUGAAAA
Molecule: messenger RNA, 7162 nt
Organism: Limulus polyphemus (Atlantic horseshoe crab)
Lineage: Eukaryota; Metazoa; Arthropoda; Merostomata; Xiphosura; Limulidae
Gene: pod1
Product: coronin-7-like
Exons: 25
Coding region: 86-3097 (1003 amino acids)
Molecular function (GO): protein binding
Source: RefSeq, a predicted model, not a curated record